AUGACAUCUAUGAACAAAGUAUUUUCCGGUUACUACGAGCGCAAGGCUCGUCUAGAUAACAGUGACAACCGCUUUGCGAAAGGAAUUGCCUACGUCCAGGGAUCUUUCGUCCGACUCGCCGACGCACGAGUCCCACUCCUCGACGAGGGUUUCAUGCAUAGCGACCUCACGUACGAUGUGCCAUCGGUCUGGGAUGGGCGCUUUUUCCGCCUUGAUGAUCAUCUCAGUCGAUUAGAAGAUAGUUGUGAAAAGAUGCGACUGAAGAUCCCACUGUCCAGGGACGAAGUCAAGCAAACCCUAAGGGAGAUGGUUGCUAAGAGUGGAAUCGAAGAUGCCUUUGUGGAGCUGAUCGUCACUCGUGGCCUGAAAGGGGUCCGUGGCAAUAAGCCAGAGGAUCUUUUCGAGAAUCAUCUCUAUCUGAUCGUCAUGCCGUAUGUCUGGGUGAUGGAGCCCGCCAUGCAACAUACCGGAGGCACUGCGAUCAUUGCCCGUACCGUACGGCGCACUCCCCCCGGAGCUUUCGAUCCUACCAUCAAGAAUCUCCAGUGGGGGGACUUGACACGGGGUCUAUUUGAAGCGGCUGACCGUGGCGCGGAUUACCCAUUUCUCUCAGAUGGAGAUACCAAUCUCACAGAAGGAUCCGGUUUCAAUAUAGUGUUGGUUAAAGAUGGUAUUAUCUACACGCCCGACCGUGGUGUUCUGGAAGGCAUUACACGUAAGAGUGUUUUUGAUAUUGCCCAGGCCAAGAACAUCGAGGUCCGCGUUCAGGUGGUGCCACUCGAACAUGCCUAUCACGCCGAUGAGAUAUUCAUGUGUACUACAGCUGGUGGCAUUAUGCCUAUCACGAAACUCGAUGGGAAACCGAUCCGGAAUGGAAAAGUCGGUCCCCUUACUACAAAGAUAUGGGAUGAGUACUGGGCGAUGCACUAUGACCCGAAAUAUAGCUCUGCUAUCGAUUACAGGGGCCAUGAGGGUAACUGA
This is a messenger RNA of Aspergillus pseudonomiae, 981 nucleotides long. RefSeq names its product aminotransferase class IV. The coding region runs from base 1 to 981 and encodes 326 amino acids. The record is from RefSeq and is a predicted model, not a curated record. The transcript has a single exon. Gene Ontology annotation, molecular function: catalytic activity. Lineage: Eukaryota; Fungi; Ascomycota; Eurotiomycetes; Eurotiales; Aspergillaceae. Gene Ontology annotation, biological process: carboxylic acid metabolic process.